This is a messenger RNA of Neocloeon triangulifer, 2010 nucleotides long. It is a transcript of the gene Achl, whose product is annotated as la-related protein 6. The record is from RefSeq and is a predicted model, not a curated record. NCBI's taxonomy places the organism in Eukaryota, Metazoa, Arthropoda, Insecta, Ephemeroptera, Baetidae. Gene Ontology annotation, biological process: RNA processing. Gene Ontology annotation, molecular function: mRNA binding. The transcript has a single exon. Gene Ontology annotation, cellular component: nucleus. Bases 168 to 1526 code for a protein of 452 amino acids.
CGGGCGAUGCAACAACUCUCGAGACCACCAGCAGUGGAACACCUCGCACUUCCACCAGCAGCAGAGAGCAGCAGUCUGCACUCGCCGCGCGGCGCCCGUUAGUGCUCUUUGUGGUUUUGACUCCGCGUGUGCAGCGAACGUCUAGGCCGCAUUUUGACCGAAUAAUCAUGCCCGUUCCAAGUGGUGACGUGAUCGUGCUGCAGCAGCAGCCCACUCUGCAGCUCGAGGACGUGUUCAAGCUGCGCUCGGACACGCGGGACAGCAUCUCCUCGACCGACAGCGACGUCUCGCUGUCGUACGACGACGACGGCGGCGCCGCGUCGCCGCCACCGUCGACCCAACUGCUCGGCGUCGCCGCGUCCGAACUCAGCUCGGCGUCCGACUCGGAGGGUUGCAAGGACUCAGGGUGCGAGGCGCCCGCCGACGAGGACACCUUCGUCGCGCCGGACGAGCAGCUCGCCGCCAGGAUCGUGCAGCAGGUCGAGUUUUACUUCUCCGACGUCAACAUCACCAAGGACGCGUUCCUGCUCAAGCACGUGAAACGCAACAAGGAGGGCUACGUCUCGCUGAAACUCAUCUCGAGCUUCAAGAGGGUCAAGCACCUGGCCAAGGACUGGCGGGUGGUGGCCCACGCGCUCGCCACCGGCUCGCGCCUUCUGCAGGUAAACGAAGCCCAAACCAAACUGCGCCGCAUCGCGCCCCUGCCCCGCUACGACGACACGGCGCCCUCGCGCACCGUCGUCGCCCUCGAACUGCCCCUCGAGAAGCCGACCAUCGAGAGCGUCGUCGACCUGUUCGCGCCCUGCGGCAAGCUCGCCCUCGUGCGCAUCCUCCGUCCCGGCAACCCCGUCCCGGCCGACGUGCGGCCCUUCGUGGCCGCCCUGCCCGAGCUGGCCACGGCCGUGUGCGCCCUGGUCGAGUUCGAGGACGCCGACGGCGCCCGGUGCGCCCUCGACCGGCGUCCCGCCUGCGCCCAGGCCGCGCCGCUCACGCAGUGGGCCGCCAUGCGGGUGCUCGCCCUCACGCAGAACAACUCGGUGGUGUCGUCCGCGCCCCCUCAGCAGCAGCAGCAGAAGGAGCGCAAGAAGCGCAGCGCCAAGCCCAAGCAGCAGCGUCCGCCGUCGGCCGGCUACGAGUCGGCGUGCGCGUCCGACGCAGAGUUCGACACGUCGCGCCGUCGCAGCUCGACCGCGUCCAGCGUCUCGUCGUGCCGCUCGUCGCCGCUGGCCAGCCCGCUGCGCCUGCAGAACAUCCAGAUGUCGCCGCUGUACCAGUUCGUCAACGCCGAGCCGUACGUGCCGCGUCGCCAAAGCGCCUGCUACUACCCGCAGCCGGCCAGCCCUCUCACGGCCCGCCCCCGCUCCAACACCACCCCCAACGUGCUGCGAACCCUGCCCGAAAACGUGUUGCGUCUGCCCCGCGGCCCCGACGGCACCAAGGGCUUCAGGCAGCGGCUGAUGCAGCAGGCGGCGAGGGCUCGCUCCGUCUCGACGCCCGUCUGUCCCUCCGCAGUGCUCGCCCAUUGAAACUAAGACUGAUCUGAAUGCACGAACGUCUGAAUGUGUCCGGUGCGUGAGAGACAGAGAUGAAGCGUUUGAAUGUGAGAGAGCGAACGAGCGAGCGCCACGCUCGACUAUAAACACUGUGAUUUUAUUACAAACAUGAAAUGAUCAAUUCCUAUAUUUAAAACAUUUCGUGGACAAAAGUGUGUAAUAAGUGAAAGAUGAUUUGGCAUGCCCGAUCCAGCAUGUUUCUAUUUUUGAUCUUGAGACAAAAUUACAUCAUGAUUUUAAUGUGUAAAUUGUACGCGCAGCUGCACCAACGAGAAAAUCUUGUGUGUGAGUCACAAUUAUAAUUGAAAGCUGCUUUUUUUUGUGUAAAACAAGCGAAACACAUUUGUAUUUGUGUCUCUUUGUGCGGAUUUGCAUUCUCCCACGCCAUAGUUUGUAGAUAAAUUAUUAUUUUAGAGAAAAAAAACUCAAUAAAACGAAUAAAAACUAAUAAAAAGAA